Acinonyx jubatus (cheetah) is the source of this 3498-nucleotide messenger RNA. RefSeq names its product zinc finger protein 140. Gene Ontology annotation, cellular component: nucleus. Gene Ontology annotation, molecular function: RNA polymerase II cis-regulatory region sequence-specific DNA binding; DNA-binding transcription activator activity, RNA polymerase II-specific. Lineage: Eukaryota; Metazoa; Chordata; Mammalia; Carnivora; Felidae. The record is from RefSeq and is a predicted model, not a curated record. The coding region runs from base 1104 to 2393 and encodes 429 amino acids. Gene Ontology annotation, biological process: regulation of transcription by RNA polymerase II. The transcript has 5 exons.
CUGGCGCUGUGUGCGCAGGCGCGGGGCGUUCGGGCAUUGGUGGUGGGUGAUGGGAGCGCCUCUGCCCUGGCCCCGCGGCCGCGGUGGGUCCUGGGAAGUGUAGUCGUCCGCGGCCCGGCCUGGUCGCGGGGUCUCGUGUCUGAGGCUGUGGCGGGUAGAGUCCCUCCCCGGACGCGGAUCCGAAAGUCUGGCUCACUUGGGCCCAAGAUACUUAAAGCGGCCACCUCUGUCCGAGAUCCCCUCCAGGUGGCCCGGGCCGAAGACCACCUGCAGCUCGAGAACGCCUCGUCCCCCCCUCCCGGCUAAAGGCGCAGAGGAAACGCGCCGUCCUGUGACUCCGUUACAGGAGGCGGUGCCGGGGUGCGGGUCGGGUCUAGGCUCCCCGGAUCCCACACCGUGGCUGGGAGGGACUCUCUUUGGCGGCCCCGGUCCUCUGGGUGACGAGGAAGGGUGGGUGGGUGGGUGGUUGUGCCGCGGUGGGAGUCCGCAGCCGGUGGGGCCCGGUCGCUCCGGGACGGCCCCGCGCGCUCAGGGCUGCCUUUUCUCGCUGCCAGCUGUGCCGUUUCCCCCUGAGCUCCUCGGUCCCGCCGCGAGCCAUGUCUCAGCACCUGUGUCAGUGGUCUCAAAGUGGAAUUCCUGGACCAGCAGUAUCAGCCUCACGUGAGAACUUACUAGAAACGUAUAGUCAUGAGCUCCCUUCCCAAACCUUCUGAACCAGAAACUCUGGGUGUGCGGUUCAACAGUCACUCCCAAGUGACUCUGAUGCGUGACCCAUCCUGGGUGUGGGGGGUUCAGCUGGGGCAAACAAAAUCUCUGGCAGUUGUUUCACAGAGGUGGGGGUAAGAAGGCCAGCUGUUUGAUUUAGUUCUUGUUUUUAGUUCUACUUCUCUGCCCUACAUACAUUGUCUCAUGCUUGUCUCCAAAUCCAGAUGCUCUCCCAAAUUUGCUGGGGAGUCCAGUUUCCAUCUGUGCUGCAGAUUCCGUUGUUGAGAAAAUAGCUUCCUUUACUAGGGUCAGUGACAUUCAGAGAUGUGGCCAUAGACUUCUCCCAGGAGGAGUGGGAAUGGCUUCAGCCUACUCAAAGAGAUUUGUACAGACAUGUGAUGUUGGAGAACUACAGCCACCUGGUUUCACUGGGUCUUAACAUUUCUAAGCCAUAUGUGGUUUCCUUAUUGGAGCAAGGGAAAGAGCCCUGGUUGGAGAAAAGAGGUGUGAGAAGAGAUCUGUUUUCAGAACCAAAUCGUGAGGUCAAAGAGUUUUCUCAAAAAAAUGUCAUUUAUGAAGAUGACUCACCCCAGUGUUUGGUAGUGGAAAGAAUUCUAAGCCACGGCCCUGAAUAUUCCAGUUUUAAAGGAGGCUGGAAAUUCGAGGAAGAUACUCAGAUGCAAGGAAAUCAGGGGUGUAUCCGGCAAGGAACAGUGUCUCAUCAGGGAGCCCUGUCUCAGCACACGAGUAUCAAUACCGUGGAGAGGCCCCACGGAUGUCAUGAAUGUGGGAAGACUUUCAGUCGGCGCUUUUCCCUUGUGCUGCAUCAGAGAACUCAUACUGGAGAGAAACCAUACGUAUGUAAGGAAUGUGGCAAAACCUUUAGCCAGAUCUCAAACCUUGUGAAACAUCAGAUGAUACAUACUGGAAAGAAACCCCAUGAGUGUAAGGACUGUAAUAAAACGUUCAGUUAUCUCUCAUUCCUCAUCGAACACCAGAGAACACAUACUGGGGAGAAGCCCUAUGAAUGUACUGAAUGUGGAAAGGCCUUUAGCCGUGCCUCAAACCUCACUCGACAUCAGAGAAUUCAUAUAGGAAAGAAACAGUAUAUAUGUAGGAAAUGUGGGAAAGCCUUUAGCAGUGGCUCAGAACUCAUUCGCCAUCAGAUUACACAUACCGGAGAGAAACCUUAUGAAUGCAUUGAAUGUGGGAAGGCAUUUCGCCGUUCUUCACACCUUACUCGGCAUCAGAGCAUCCAUACUACCAAAACCCCCUAUGAAUGUAAUGAGUGUAGGAAAGCCUUCCGAUGCCACUCAUUCCUUAUUAAACAUCAGAGAAUUCAUGCUGGAGAAAAGCUCUAUGAAUGCGAUGACUGUGGUAAAGUUUUCACGUGGCAUGCAUCCCUUAUGCAACAUAUGAAAAUUCAUACUGGAGAAAAGCCCUAUGCGUGUACUGAAUGUGAUAAAACCUUUAGCCGGAGCUUUUCCCUCAUUCUACAUCAGAUAACUCACACUGGGGAGAAGCCCUAUGUAUGUAAGUUUUGCAAUAAGUCCUUCAGCUGGAGCUCAAACCUUGCCAAACAUCAGAGAACACACACUCUAGAGAACCCUUAUGAAUAUGAGAAUUCAUUUAAUUAUCACUCGUUCCUUACUGAACACAAAGAAAUUCACGCUAUAGAGAAAACAUAAGAAUAUGGAUUAAGAAAAGCAAACAGUUAAUGCCUUAACUUUGACUUCAAAGGAUUCUUGGAAAGAAGCCUUAUGUGAAUAUGUUCAAUGUGAAGAAAAAUGGGUCAUACUUGAUUCAACAUUCUGGAGAAAAAAUAACCUAGGAAUAUGUGGGAAAGCCAUUAAUAGCUUUGCAUUCUUUUUGUAAUAUCAGAAGAUGAAAUCAGUCAAUACUGAGAAGCCUUCAUUUGGUGAGAUUCCCUUACUCUACAUUUGUAACUUCCUACCAGACAAGGAUACGUGGCCAAUAGAUGUGAGAAAGCUUUUAAUUAGAAAUUGGCCCUAGUUCUGCAUCUGUCGGCUCAAACAGGGCAGAAUGUGUGGGUAAGAUUGCACUUUUUCUUGGACAUCAGAAAAUUCAUAAUGAAGCAAAGUCAUGCAAACACAAUGAUUCAGGAGCGUUUUUUGUACCAUGCAGUAUUUAUUAGGUUUUAAAAUACUCUUCUAAAGAGAAAACACAACACUAUAAAUGAACUGAAUAUAGGGUGACUUUCUGCAUUAUAUCAAACUACAGAAUUAUACUGGGGGAAAAACUACCAUUGUAAUGAGUGUGGCAAAAUCUUAAGAGUUCUGAGAAGUCAUACUGGAGGGAAUCUGUGGGAGGUUUUUUUUUUUUUUCUUUUUUUUUUCUUCUUUUUUUGGGGGUGAGGUGACUUUUGCUUUAAAGCAAAUUCAAAAAGCUAUGAAUAAAUAUUUUAUUUUCUAGUUAAUUAAUCUAGUACUUGCAGAGUUUUUUCCACACAUUUGUGAUUGUGAAAAUGCAACUACCACAAUAUCGAUAUCACUAACAAGAGUAAUGCGCUUUUGUUGAAACAUACAUGAUUACUGAAACCUUUUUAAUAUAUUAUGGCUUUAACUGUGAGACAAUUUAGAUUUAAGGUUAUGCUAACUCAUGUUUAUCCUUGAAUAUGACUAGACCUGUUUUAAUCUGAAAUAAAUGUAAAUAAGGUGUGUCACAGGAAAAUGCCAAGGUACUUUUCCUCUUGUUCCAUUUACAGUAGGAACAUUUCUUUUGUAAGCACGUAUUUGUCAAAAUAAAUCAGAUGAUGUUUUCACUCUCCAUGUA